Molecule: messenger RNA, 2985 nt
Organism: Paramecium tetraurelia
Lineage: Eukaryota; Ciliophora; Oligohymenophorea; Peniculida; Parameciidae
Exons: 3
Source: RefSeq, a predicted model, not a curated record
AUGAAAACUUACGAAUUUGAGUUGAAUAAUAAGAGGAAUGUUUAAAGAGAAGAACUCUUCAUUUUGACAAUAGUUGAGAGGGUCUUGGCUGGUUUCUUAUCGUCAAUAUCUUUUGUUGAUCAAGCCUAAUUUUGUGAAUUGUUAUCGAGGAAGCAAAAGGAAAAAAAGUCAAUUCAAGCAUUACAUCUGUAGAUCUUGGGAACAAUCAAGCGAAAUCUGUUGAAGAACUAAUCACCAAUCAAAGAUCAUAAAACAAAUUACGAAAUCAGAACUGUUGUGUCUUAAUCAAUCGAUUCAAGAAAAAACUAUAUUUGUUUAUCUAGUAAGAAGAAGCAAGACAAUAAAGAACAGCAAACUACUGAAAUAGAGACUCAGUUCUAUGCACAACCCCAAUCAGUUAAAAGUAGAAGAUUUAGAUUAGACAAAGCGAGUAAUCAAGAUGGUAGGUUGCUAACCAAUGGAAGUUAUCAAUAAAAUGACUCAACAACAACAAGAGCUAUCAACCCAUUUUAACUGAAUAGUCCCAAUAGUACUCAAGCUGAUAACCAACUAAAAGAUUUGUCGAUUUAAAAAUAGUUCACAUCUAUCGACAGUAAUUUUAAGAUUAGAAAUCUGAAGCCCACUAUCAACAUAGUAAGUUAAGAUGGAGAAAUAGAAAAAUAAGUGAAUUACAAAAGCAAUUUCAAUUAAUAAUAAUAAAUAAAAGGAAUUACAAGUAAUCAAAAUAUUGCAUAAAAACAGAAUCAACCUUAUUUAGAACCUUAACUGAAUUAAUAAUCUACAAAUGGAUAAUCAAAGGCAGAAAUUUUAGAAACUAAUUUAAUAAAUGAAUCAAUUAAUCCAUAGGCUUAGAGUUAUUCGAGAAAAUAAUCUUAAAAUCUUCCUAUGGGAAGUGAUUCGAGUAAAAUGGAUUUAAAAGAGAAAUUGUAAAAAUAUUAUAGUAACGAUGAUGAUUUCAGUUCAUCAAGAAGACCUAUGACUCAGAGUGAUAGAUUAAAGCAGAUAACAUAUGGCACUCACACAGAGUUACCAUAUUUGGGUAAGGAUGGUAAAUAGAAGCAAUAGACUAUUCAGAGUGCAAAAUGUUUAGAUAAAAAUUAAGAGCAAGUGUAUUUAAAGCAGAGCAAAUAAGAUAAAAUUAAACAAUAAUAGAAAUCUGAAAAGUAGGAUGAAUAGAGCAACCCUUUGAUGAGUUUGAAGGCUGAUGAAAUUGAAAAGAAAACUGCAUUUCUAUCCCCUCCUUAAUCUUCUCGAACAUUACAAUCAGGAAAAUCAACGAAAACAAAAUUAAAAACAGUAUAAUCAAAUGAACAAAAAAUAGCAGAGAUCCAAUAAUAUCAUUAAUAAAAUUCUACAUCUAAGGAGGAAUCUCAAAUAUCAUUAUUAGAUUAAUCCUUGCACAAAUAAGAGAAUGUGCACUCUCAUUUUACUCCUAUCAGACCUGCUACUACUCAUAUUGAGGCCAAUACACAAUAAUAAGAUUACCCAUAAUUUUAGACCCAUGAUAACAUAGAUUAAUAAUCAUAAAAGUAUCAAUAAACAUAAUUGAUGCAAUAAAUAAGUAUGACAUCAAUUAUGCAUGAUGAUGAACAUAACUCAAAUAUGAGUCAAUAAAUUAAUAUAUAAGUAAAUUAAUGCGAACCUACAUAAAACACAAACAAUGUCAUUGUUGAAGAAUCAAUAGAAUGCUCUCCUAUGUAGAGAAUGCCUAAUCAAUAACAUGCGAUACCAUCUUUCAAUCAUCUAAAAUUGGAAGACCAAAAACAACCAAGUGCAUCUUAAAUUCACUCUUAGCAAAGACAACAAAUUUCUCCAUCAGAUAGAAAUUAACCAUCACAUUCGUAAAUACCGUUACAAUAAAAUCAAUAUUCAAUCAAUUCAACUUAAUCGAGGAUGUUGAUUCCAAUUAAUAAUACUUAAAAUAGUGCUAAAAACACUAGAUCAACAACUAAAUAAAAGUCUCAAUUGAGAGAGCAACAAUAAUAGCAAUAAUAAAGAUCAGAUGAGAGUUAGCCUGAAAGCAAAUUAACAAUAGAAUCGUCUUAAGGGGAAAAGUCAAAUAGAUCUAAGGCAGUCAAAAAUGCAAAGCAACUCAAGUUACCUGUUGCAGCAGCUGCGUUGAAUUUUGCAAGGAGGAAAUCCUCCAAUUAGAACUCUCCUCAUGAUCCAAAAAAGAUGGAAUAACUAGACAAGGAGAGGCAAAGAUAAAUGGAAUAUUAGAAGUAACUUGAAAAGAUGAAAUAUGAAAGGGAAUUAAUGGAGCAAUAUAAGAUUCCUGAUAACAUGCCGUUAUCGUAAAAGAGGGCUAUUAUUGAAUAGUUGAUUAACCAAUUAGAAUCAAUUGCAGAUCAAGAUGUGAAAUAUUAGAUUAUGCUAUGUAUCACAUAUUAUGUUAUUUGUUUAGACAAGCAACGAUAAGAAUAGAUUUAAAAUGCUGCCAAACAAGAAUUAGUAUUUAGUCGUAGUUUGGAUAAUUGUUAUGAAGAAUUGGGUCAUCUUUCAGAAUAAAAGCUGAAAAUAUUGGGAAAGGACGAUUUAAAUAAGAUUUAGUUUUUAAAAUUCGAAGAUUAAGUGUAAACAUCUUUUCCAGGUUAGCAAAAGGCCUUUUCAUAAGAUAUCAAUUCUCCUAUAAAAAAGAAUUUGAAAUUUCUUAGUAAAUUGGACCCUGUGGAAAUAGAAAAGUAAAUGAAUAGAAUCAAAGAAUUCAAGUAGGAAACAGAAAUGUUGAGAUUUUUCUAAUCCUUCAAUUCUUAAUAUGACAAAGAAGUUAAUCAAUGCGAUCUUGACUUCCCAACUGAAAAAGAUAGAUAAUACUCAGUGGAUCAUUAAAGAGGAAUAUUACCCAAGACUACUUAUAAGAGGAAAAAAACUAAGAAAUAAAGCACAAAAUUAAUGAUAAGUACUUACAGAUUAGAUCCUAAGAAAUUAGACACAUUAUUGCAAGCAACUGACAAAAUAAAGUCAGUUGGCUAAUUUUUAUUAUGA